CACAGGCUAUCAAGAUACUGGUGUAAAGUAAGGCUUACGUUUGGCUUUCUCAAUGUUAUCUGCGCCGCCGCAAAAUACUCGUCUGUUGGAUAGAGGGGAAAACAGCGAGGCCGAACCGCUAAAAUGCAGAACACCUGAAUGUGCAUCUUUAGACAAACACCUGGGGAUAGAGGCAACUCCCGUCAGAAGCGACCUGCUUGAAUGGGUGGCAAAAAUCAAAGGAUUAGAAGACACCUUGUGGGAAGGCAAUGGGGCGUGUUGAGUGUGUCAUUAUAUUUCAAUGAUCAUCCCAGGAGGUUUCCACCACAUGCGUUGUUCAACACUGUUCCUUUUCAUCCCAAUGUGGAUAAAGGCACAGGGGAGAUAUGCAUCUCUUUUCCUCACACUGGAUAUGCAUGGGAUCCCAACUCCACUUUCAGCAUCCUUAGAUUCAUUCAGCACAUACUCUCUUACCCUGUUCUGGAGGACCCCGUAAAUUUGGAGGCUGCGGACAUGUUUUUGAAAAGGCCGCAUAUGUACAGGGAGGUGGUUGAGCAAUGUGUGAAAGCCAGUCAAGCAUUAGAAAGAGAAGAUGUUGGUGAAACUGACGCUAGCCCCAACCAUCCUUUGAGGAGUGACAGGUUUGUCUUGAGGAUCUCUUUUGACGAGUAUCUGCAGGCAUGGACAAAAACAGCCACCAGCAAAGAAGAACCUCGUAAUGACCCAAAUGAAUCACUGGAUAAACUGGUCAGCUUUGCACAGGUGUUUUCGCCCCACCGUGAAUCACGUGGAUCACAAAAACUGAUUCCCUAUACUGAAGCCCGUCUUGAAACGUAA
This is a messenger RNA of Sardina pilchardus (European sardine), 816 nucleotides long. RefSeq names its product ubiquitin-conjugating enzyme E2 U-like. Gene Ontology annotation, cellular component: HULC complex. NCBI's taxonomy places the organism in Eukaryota, Metazoa, Chordata, Actinopteri, Clupeiformes, Clupeidae. The record is from RefSeq and is a predicted model, not a curated record. Bases 202 to 816 code for a protein of 204 amino acids. The transcript has 8 exons. Gene Ontology annotation, biological process: proteasome-mediated ubiquitin-dependent protein catabolic process; protein polyubiquitination; DNA repair. Gene Ontology annotation, molecular function: ubiquitin conjugating enzyme activity.